AUGGCUUCUAAUUCUAAAAAAAAAUCCGGUAAUGAUCGAAACGAAUUUACAAUUGAAGUGGUUUCAGAUGAUACCAUUCAACCAGCUGUAGUUGAGAAAACGUCCAUUCACCCAGUUGAUCACAGAAGACCUUAUUAUGGACCCCGAAAAGGAUACGUUAAUGAUCAAAAACGCAAUUUUGACUCUGUAGAAGGCGAGGUUAUCAAAAUAGAAACAAGUCAAAAUGGAAAAUGUGCUAUUACUCUGAAAAAAGAAACAGAUUCAAAAAUAUACAUCGGACAUCAUUGCAUUGAAACAAGCAUGGGGACGGAUUUAUCGGAAACGGAUUCAUUAAAAGAUGCAGUACAUGAUGACCUUGGCCAUUUUGAACUAGACGUUAAGAGUACAUGUAAUUGGUCGGUUGCGGUCUUUGACGCUAAAGAUAAUGAUAAAGAUAUUUGUUGGAUCGCAUUUUCCUUUUAUGAUUUUUCAAGUAACGGUAACGAAUCUAAACAGGACAACAAAUUAGGAAAUUACCGAUUCGAUUCUAUCGAUUAUCCGCUGUUUAUCAAAAUUGUAUUUUUCCUUACAUAUAACCGCAAGACAAAGUCUGUUCGAGCAAAAAAAAUUGUGAAACAUCAUAAAAUGAAAUUAACACCUUUAUUGGACGAUAAACAUCCAGAAAAAAACUAUUUAAAAACGUAUUUCAAGUUGGAGUAUGAAAACGACAAAGAGAAAAUCGAUGACAUUGAAUUUUCAGUGAAGGAGAAUCGCGUCUUCUACACAAACAAGAAAAAGUGCUUGAUCAGGCUUUUUUAUCAAAGUCCUGAUCAACAAGAUAACGAGCACGCAAAAAAUGAUGAGAAUAAUCCUAAACAAUCAAAAAAUGAUGAAAAUAAUAAAGGUUGGAGACUUGAAGACGGCAAUGAAAAAGCAAUUCUAAUCUACGGCAAUGAAGAGGAAAGAGAAAUCAAAGGAAAGGCAGUUAAAAUCAGCAUCAUUAAAGAGAAAAUUAUAAUCGAAGGAGAAGAAAUCAAUAUUGGCGAGAAGAAAAUUAAAGAGAACGAAUAUACACUCUACGGCGAAAAAGAGAAUAUAAAUACAAUAAUUAUAACAGGAGAUAAGAUCGUGAGGAUAUAUAAAAGUGAUGAAAAAGGAAAUUACUCUCUUGUUAACAUUUGGUCAAUUCCAAUAGCUUUUUCCAAAUAUUUCGAAGAUCCAAUUAUAGCCGACCGUGAAUUUGACGAAAAAAAUCAAUCAGUAAAAAUAAAAUUAAAAUCGCGUAAUGGCAAAGAUAAAGAAAAGAUUCUUGAAUUUGAGCAUGAUAUUAAAUUUAAGCCACAUGAUACAUCUAUAGUGGGAAUGUGCACUAUAUUAAAAUCAAUGAUGCACCAACAAGAAUCGUAUCGGAAGAACCAGGAUUCUCAAAGAAAAUUCAUAGAUUUAACGAACUUCUCUCAUGGCCAAAAAAAAGAUAAUGAUGCAACAAAUGAAUGGGAAGUGUAUGACGCGUUAUUCCAAACAACCGAAAGCAAGCUUAAAGAAAUUGAAAAUAAACUGGACAAAAUGGCGAAACAAGAUCAAGCAGCCACGCCUGCUGAAUUGAGUGCUCGACUUACUAGUUUGGAAGAGAAGCUUGAUGCUAUUUUAGAAAAAAUUAAAUAG
Ambispora leptoticha is the source of this 1644-nucleotide messenger RNA. The record is from the annotation of a GenBank genome assembly. NCBI's taxonomy places the organism in Eukaryota, Fungi, Glomeromycota, Glomeromycetes, Archaeosporales, Ambisporaceae.